CCCGACAUGCAAACCGCCCCUGCUCACCCGACCAGCGAAGCGCAUAGGACUUAGGCGCGGAGUUAUGGGUGCAUUCACGGGGCCAUCGCGCCUGACCUCCUCAGCGCCCCCGUGUACGCGGCGAUAGUCAUUAUGGUGGUGCGCCCUCAUAAGUUCCGUGUCUACUGUUCGCCGCCGCACACGCCAUUGCCGCCCACUCUCACACGCGCUCGACAUGGACCGCCACGUCUUCGACGACCAUACUACGCUUGUCGUGCGAUGCCUGCAGGGUGUCGUAGCUUCGCAUCCAUCGUUGUCGCUCAUACCCUCGAUUCGGACGGUUAUUGAUGCGGCGCACGAUACCGACAAAGUCACAUUGAUAUCCGGUGGAGGCGCAGGCCAUGAGCCAGGUUUUGCGGGCUUCACUGGACGGGGUCUUUUGACUGGCGCCGUCAGCGGUGACAUCUUCGCCAGCCCCAGCGCCCGCCAGGUGUACGGCGCUGUGAAGGCGAGCCCGAGCACGAACGGCACCAUCCUGAUUAUCACGAACUACACCGGCGACAACCUCCACUUUGGCCUUGCGUGCCAGCAAGCACGCGCAGACGGCAUCUCGAAUAUCGCAAUAUUGCCUGUCGGCGACGAUGUCUCCGUAGGGCGCACGAAGGGCGCGCUUGUGGGAAGGAGAGCAAUGGCUGGGACGAUGCUUGUCUGUAAGAUCCUCGGAGCCGCGUCAGAGGCCAAGUGGAAGUUCGAGGAUGUCCUCAACCUCGGUCGCGCCGUCACCAGCGCCGUCGCCUCUAUCGGCUGCACGAUGGGACAUUGCCACGUUCCGGGGCGUGGAGACAAGGCACCCAUACCUGAUGAUGUUGUGGAGAUCGGUCUGGGGUUGCACAACGAGCCGGGAGUGUUCGUCGUGAAGCCUCAGCCAAACUCGAGCGAACUCAUUGCACGCAUGCUCAAGCUCCUCCUGGAUAAGGAGGAUAUGGAGCGCGCGUUCGUGCCUUUCGACAAGGAAGACUCCAUCGUGCUUCUCGUCAACAACAUGGGCGGGCUCAGCACGCUUGAGAUGUACGCGGUUGUCGACGAGACGCUCCUUCAGCUCAAGGCCGCCGGCAUCGUCCCAGCUCGCGUCUUCUGCGGCUCCUUCCUCACCACACUCAACGCAUACGGCUUCUCCCUCUCCCUUCUCAACCUUUCGCACAUCGCGAAGACUACCGCCGCUACUGCCACCGCCUCGACCUCCGCGUCGAAGACCACCUCUACCUCCGUCGACGAGCUUCUCGCCUUCCUCGACGCGCCGCACGGCACCAUCGCUUGGCCCUCCGGCAAUGUCUACCCUGCUCCGCCGCAUCUGGCGUCUCGCACACGAGAAGAGAAGUUCAUUGACCUUGCCGCCGACGGGAAGCACGUCAACGGCACCUCCGCACCGCAGGUCAACGGGCACGCCGCCCCCACCCUCCGCGUCGACCCGACCGCGCUCCAGCGCAUCAUGCGCGCGGCCGCGCAGGCCGUCCUCGCCGCCGAGCCCGACCUCACGCGCUGGGACACGAUCGUCGGCGACGGCGACUGCGGCGAGACGUGCGCGAACGGCGCGAAGGCCGUGCUUGCGUCCCUCGACGCGGGCCUGGGCGCGGACGGCGAUCUGGUGGGCGUGUUACGCGCGCUGACGGAGCUGAUCGACGAUACGUGCGGGGGCACGCUCGGCGCGAUCUUCUCGAUCUUCCUCGCGGCGCUGACGGCGGAAGUGCGGAAGGUCGCGAGCGAGGGGCCGCAGACGGCUGUGGACCUGCCGUUCUGGGGCGCGACGGCGUCGGCGGCGAUUGAGACGCUGAAGCAGAGCACGGCGGCGCGUGUAGGUCAUCGGACGGUGAUGGAUGCGCUGAUCCCCUUCGUCGACGCGCUGGGCACGGCGAGCAGCUUCGCGGAGGUCGCGAAGGCGUGCAAGGAGGGCGGGGAGGGGACGGCGAAGUUGACGGCGAAGCUGGGCAGGGCGACGUAUGUGGGCGACAACGGAAACUUGCCGCCAGACCCCGGAGCGAUGAGCGUGGUCGUGAUGACGGCGGGGAUGGCGGAGGUGAUAUAGGCAAGGGAGGUGGUGGUAUAGACUUUGAAUUGUUAGACGGACUCAAGCAAUGUGUAACCUAUUCGCGUGCUUCCUUAUCAUUUGGUUUUAGUGUAUUGGCUUUGGCGCAGACCCCAAUGCAGAGUUCAAUGUUCAGAAUGGAACUAAUUGUCCGAACUGGUCUCAAGGCGAAGGGGGACGGUCAUGGUACUUAUGGGAUCUACCUUGUUGGACCACUGAACCUGAGCACGUGCGG
Schizophyllum commune H4-8 is the source of this 2297-nucleotide messenger RNA. RefSeq names its product Dak1-domain-containing protein. Gene Ontology annotation, biological process: glycerol catabolic process. Gene Ontology annotation, molecular function: ATP binding; glycerone kinase activity. The transcript has 5 exons. Gene Ontology annotation, cellular component: cytosol. Bases 215 to 2062 code for a protein of 615 amino acids. Lineage: Eukaryota; Fungi; Basidiomycota; Agaricomycetes; Agaricales; Schizophyllaceae. The record is from RefSeq and is a predicted model, not a curated record.